UCUGUGAUGGGGCUUGGACGGGUGUGGGCUGCAGUCAGUACAGGAGCUGCCCUUGUGUUGUGUGGUGUUGCAGGGCUCCCACCUGCAUCCAACGGAGCAGGUUGAAGAAGUCACUCCCCCCGUACAGGGUCCGUGUCCUCCUGUUCUAGCCCCGAAGCUGGGGCUGAGGGUGCUGGCUCCCUUAGCUCUCUGCCCCGUGUCCAUGAGGAGGGUGGCCACUCUGUCCCGUUGUCUAUUCUGGUAUUCUCAGCCUCCAACAUUCAAAAAUUGUAAAUCUGGCCCCCAAAUCAUGGGACUUCAAUAAACUUUUUGUUUCUUUAUUUGCUUUCUGGGUUUUGAAUCAUUUGGGUCAUGUUUUCCAGCAUUUCUCUGUACCAGAAAAGGUUAGAAAGGAAGAUCUACGUAUAAAAGAUUGAUCAUCAGAGCACAUGGUUUGUUACUACUAGUUCUUGAAGAACCAGAUAAUCUGCAUUAGACAAAUCCUGAGCAGCAGACUGGAUACUUGUAGGAAACUUGCAGAUUAGGAAAAAAAAUUGCUUCAAGAUUCGAACAACUCUGGAAAAAAUAAAGCAGAAUUGCAAAAGUUGGUGGCUGAGUUGCCAUUACUUUGAAAUGUGCCUUCCUUUAAAAAACAAAUACUUCAAGAUGUUUGAAGAUGCAAGAUCACCUUUCUGAAGACUCCCUGCACAGGAUAGCCUGGGCUGAAUCUUCUGCCUAUCUCGAUCAGCAUUCUGUUGCAAUAGAAUUAGAAAAAAAAAUGGCUGGACCAUUAACCAACGUGACCAUAUGUAAGGACAAAGAAGGAAAACCCAAGUCUUUUGGAUUUGUCUGCUUUAAACACACAGAAUCAGUGCCUUAUGCUAUAGCUUUGCUGAAUGGAAUCCGUUUAUAUGGAAGACCAAUUAAAGUACAGUAUCGAUUUGGGAGUUCCCACUCACCAGAGUUAAACAGCCCUAGCCAAGGUUUUGAGAACUGGGUUGACAUAUAUUCACCAACGUAUAGGAAUCAAGAGCCUUAUGGCAGUCCUCCAUUUCCCAUUACUCCUUUUCCAAUGAACAAUAGUUUACCUCAGGAAUAUUCAGUCUUUCAAAAGAUGAUGAGCCAUUUUUUAACACAGCAGUAUGCUGUUUACAGUCCAAUGGAACAGCAGCUUCCUUACUAUCAGAUGACUCCACCACCAUCUUCAGUUUUUCCCAUGCCACCCUAUAUGAAUCCUGUUGAGGAUUUUAAAGCUGGGCAAAGCUCUUUUGAGUGGGUUCCUCCACAACUGAGCGACUGUGAAUCAUAUCUGGCUAAUGAAAAUGCUUGUAAAAGAAAAAGAGAGCAGCAAACUAGUGAUAGUGACAGUAGCAUGGAAAAUGACAGAAAAAAACAAAGAGAACAUGGCCAAAAAUACCGUAAGUGUAAGAUCAAGAAAAAAAGGCACUAAUACUGUGUGACUGAGUUCACAGUUUUUUUUAAUUGCGCUUUUAUUUGUUCUUUUUAUUUGAGAGUGAGCAUCUCUCUCAUUUUUGCACUUUACUAAAAUGGACCCACAAGAUUCAUGACUAUUAUUUUUGAAAUGUUAUAUGUAUAAAGUAUCCUGACAUUGCAGUUAAUCUUAUCAUAUUUGGAGGAAGAAAUCCUUCUUAAAAGGUAUAGGAAAAGUAUUGUAAAAGUUGAACUUUUCCUAAUAAAGGACAAAAGCAC
Messenger RNA from Chrysemys picta bellii (western painted turtle), 1689 nucleotides. RefSeq names its product RNA binding motif protein 11 (gene RBM11). Gene Ontology annotation, molecular function: single-stranded RNA binding. Gene Ontology annotation, cellular component: nucleus. The record is from RefSeq and is a predicted model, not a curated record. Lineage: Eukaryota; Metazoa; Chordata; Testudines; Emydidae. Gene Ontology annotation, biological process: regulation of alternative mRNA splicing, via spliceosome.